Nicotiana tabacum (common tobacco) is the source of this 1197-nucleotide messenger RNA. NCBI's taxonomy places the organism in Eukaryota, Viridiplantae, Streptophyta, Magnoliopsida, Solanales, Solanaceae. The record is from RefSeq and is a predicted model, not a curated record.
GCUGGUUAUGUUGGUGAGGAUGUGGAAUCUGUAUUGUACAAAUUACUCGAGGCUGCUGACUUCAAUGUUGAAGCAGCUCAGCAAGGGGUUGUCUAUAUAGAUGAAGUUGAUAAAAUAACUAAAAAGGCUGAGAGCCUGAACAUCGGCAGAGAUGUAUCUGGGGAGGGAGUCCAACAGGCGCUGCUGAAGAUGCUUGAAGGAACUAUUGUAAGUGUACCUGACAAUAGAGCACGGAAGCAGCCACGUGGCGAUACUAUUCAGAUUGAUACUAAAGACAUUCUUUUUAUCUGUGGUGGAGCUUUUGUUGGUUUAGAGAAGACAAUUUCAGAAAGACGACAAGAUUCUUCAAUUGGAUUUGGAGCACCUGUGCGAACUAACAUGAGAGUUGGUGGUCUAACUGAUGCUAUAGUCACGUCAUCACUGUUGGAAUCUGUAGAAAGUGACGAUCUCACAGCAUAUGGACUCAUACCUGAAUUUGUGGGGCGGUUUCCAGUUUUAGUGAGUUUAUCUUCACUGGAUGAGGAUCAGCUUGUUCAGGUUCUCACAGAACCCAAAAAUGCUCUUUGCAAGCAGUACAAGCAGAUGUUCAACUUGAAUAAUGUCAAAUUACAGUUUACCAAGAACGCACUUCGACUUAUUGCCAAGAAAGCCAUAGCCAAAAACACCGGUGCACGCGGUUUAAGAUCUAUAUUAGAAAGUAUUCUAACUGAAGCCAUGUUUGAGGUUCCUGGAAGCAAGCCAGGCGAGGACUUUGUAGAGGUUGUCUUGGUUGAUGAAGAGGCUGUUGGAACAGCUGAUAUAUCUGGAUGUGGAGCAAAAGUUCUUCAUCGUAGCAGUGUGCUGGAGCAUGCUUCUCGUCCUCCAGGAUCAACAGUGACAAUGGAAAAGAAGGAAGCAACAAAAGAAGACUUGGACUCGGAGUCUGAGGCUCCAUCAAGAGCCUUGAGCUUGUAAUUUCAGGGGUCUGUUUCUUUUCUAUUUUCUUUUUCUGUGUCAAUUCUUGUAUAUAAAGUAAUUAAACGUGCAAAGCCUGGUUGGGCUUCCUUCUUCUAAAGAGAAGGCUUUUGUAAACCUAGAUUUUUUUUUUGAACUCCCAACUGAGUUUAUAUAAGUUCGGCACAGCCUCUUCCCCUGGAUACCCGGCUUUAAUCCAUUUUGAAAUUCAGGAAGAUGCUAAAAGUGAUGCAGUUCUGUUGU